AUGGAGGUCGCGUUGGCUGGGCUAGAGGGGAAUAAUGGCCUGAGUUUCAACCGCACCAUUCCACGAUCAUCGGGGAAUGUACCCAAUUCGCGAUCGCUGCCGAAGCUCGUACAUGACGACAGCAGUAUCGAUGAGGGAUACGAUAACCAGGUGUCAGGCCAUGAUCAGUGCUGUGAGAGAGUUGUCAUCAACGUGAGCGGUCUCCGGUUUGAAACGCAGCUCCGAACCCUCAACCAGUUCCCCGAUACGUUGCUUGGCAAUCCCGAAAAGCGGAUUCGUUACUUCGACCCACUUCGCAACGAGUACUUCUUUGAUCGCAACCGACCGAGUUUUGAUGCGAUACUUUAUUUCUAUCAGAGUGGCGGGCGACUUCGGCGACCUGUGAACGUACCUUUAGAUGUUUUCAGCGAGGAAAUCAAAUUUUACGAGUUAGGGGAUGAGGCAGUAGAGAAAUAUAGAGCAGACGAAGGUUUUAUAAAAGAAGAAGAAAGAUUAUUGCCCAAAAAUCAACUGCAACGUAGUAUAUGGCUACUAUUUGAAUACCCAGAAAGUUCACCAUGGGCGAGAGUUAUAGCCGUUUGUUCUGUCACAAUUAUAUUGAUAUCCAUUGUAAUAUUCUGUUUAGAAACUAUACCAGAGUUUCAACAACCCCCACUUGAAGUGAACAAUACAAAAAAUGGAACAUCAUAUCAUCGAAUACCAUUCUAUCAUGAUCCAUUCUGGAUCAUAGAGACCUGUUGUAUUGUAUGGUUCACUUUGGAAUUUUUUGUGAGAUUACUUUCAAGUCCUGUCAAGAUGUUGUUCUACAAAAACAUAAUGAACAUUAUUGAUAUAGUGUCAAUUAUUCCAUAUUUCAUCACUCUAAGUACUACAUUAGUUCAAGCGACAACAGAAAAAGAAGAUAGUAAAGCUAUGUCACUAGCCAUCCUUCGUGUUAUCCGCUUGGUACGCGUAUUUAGAAUUUUCAAACUAUCAAGACAUUCAAAGGGACUACAAAUCUUAGGACGAACUCUGCGGGCUAGUAUGCGAGAACUCGCCCUGCUUGUAUUCUUUCUGUUUGUUGGUGUGAUUCUCUUCUCCAGUGCAGUCUACUUCGCUGAAGCAGAUUCACCAAACACCCAUUUUCAUAGUAUUCCAGAUGCGUUUUGGUGGGCUGUUGUUACUAUGACUACUGUUGGCUAUGGUGAUAUGAAGCCAAUCACACCCGGUGGUAAAAUCGUUGGCUCAAUGUGUGCAAUUGCAGGUGUACUCACAAUUGCACUCCCUGUACCUGUGAUUGUAUCUAAUUUUAAUUACUUCUAUCACCGUGAACAAGAUAAUGAAGAUCAAACACAGUACUCGCAUGUGUCAAGUUGUCCAUACCUGCUAAGUCCUACUGCUGUGAAAACGAAAGAUGGUGCUAGCCAGGAAAACCUUUCCAUGGAUUACGUAGAAAUGGAGGAAGGCAUGAGUGGGUCAGUCUCACAGCAAACUCCUCAAAGUCAGCCAAGUAGUGGCCGGCAAAACCUCAAUGAUCGCACUAAAAUGAACAGCGUGCAGCGCAACUCCAUCAAUUUAAACAUAAAUGCAGUAAGCAUAGAAACGGAUGUGUGA
Molecule: messenger RNA, 1593 nt
Organism: Saccoglossus kowalevskii
Lineage: Eukaryota; Metazoa; Hemichordata; Enteropneusta; Harrimaniidae
Product: potassium voltage-gated channel subfamily A member 1-like
Biological process (GO): action potential; protein homooligomerization; potassium ion transmembrane transport
Cellular component (GO): voltage-gated potassium channel complex; membrane
Molecular function (GO): delayed rectifier potassium channel activity; protein binding
Source: RefSeq, a predicted model, not a curated record